AUGUUAUUUGACAUAAAUGAAGAUUUAAAGGGUACCACUAUUGUCCUGGAUGAUGAGGUACAGGUUGAAGCACCAAGAUCCGGAAUGAAAUUUGAGAGUGAGAAUGAGCUUGUGGCCUAUUAUAAGAAAUAUGUCAAGCAAGAGGGAUUUGGUGUAAAGACGCAUAGGACUAAGAGAGAUGAUGAUGGGAGACCGAUGUAUGUGACCAUUGGUUGUGCCCUUGGUGGAAAAUACCAACCUAAGAACAUUAAUAUGUCGAAGCCAUGUGCAACAACUAAAAUGGAUUGUAAAACAAAGGUAAAUGCGAUGUUGAACAAGAACGACAAAUGGCUUAUCACUACAGUUGAAAGUGCACACAACCAUAUUACUAUCAGUCCCAAGAAGACAAGACUCUUGCGAUCUCACAAGCGUCUAGAUGACUACAGUCCAAGGAUCCUCGACCUCAAUGAUAGAGCCGGGAUUCGAAUGAACAAGAAUUAUUUUUCUCUUAUCGUUGACGUGGGGGGUUUUGAAAAUCUAGAUUUUCAAGAGAAAGAUUGUCGGAAUUUCAUUGACAAUGCUAGACAUUUAAGAUGGGUAAAGCAGGUGGCCGGCGAUGCCCUUAAUGUGUAUUUUCAAAGAAUGAGAAAUCAGAAUGAUGGCUUCGUUUCUUCCAUGGAUGUCGAUGAUGAUGGAAGGUUACGGAAUGUGUUUUGGGUUGAUGCACGGAGUCGAGCUGCCUAUGAGUAUUUCGGAGACGUUGAGAUGUUUCUUCUUCAAAUGAGCCAAUGCUUUUAUUUCCCAAAAGGACUUUCCAACCUAGCAUCAUCCAGCGUAAGAGGAAUCAUGGCUUCUUUGCUCGAGCAAGAAUUACGCAAAAGCAACUCAUCUUUGCCUCUGCUCAGUUUCACUUGUGUAAUAUCUGUACCUUAUGCAGUUUAUCUACUGAACAGAGUCGAAAAACUCCGACAAGAGAAUGGCAACCUUUAUAGACUUUGUGGUGUUAAAGAGGUUCAUGGUGGCAGCUUGAAGGAUUUGCCAUUUGAACAUAAUAGCCCAGAAAAAUAUUUUACUUGUGCUGCAGGUAGAACUGUUGUGAUGUAA
Carya illinoinensis is the source of this 1083-nucleotide messenger RNA. RefSeq names its product protein FAR1-RELATED SEQUENCE 5-like. Lineage: Eukaryota; Viridiplantae; Streptophyta; Magnoliopsida; Fagales; Juglandaceae. The transcript has 4 exons. The record is from RefSeq and is a predicted model, not a curated record. Bases 1 to 1083 code for a protein of 360 amino acids.